Messenger RNA from Rhagoletis zephyria (snowberry fruit fly), 418 nucleotides. Its product is annotated as glucose transporter type 1-like. The record is from RefSeq and is a predicted model, not a curated record. NCBI's taxonomy places the organism in Eukaryota, Metazoa, Arthropoda, Insecta, Diptera, Tephritidae.
AAGUGUUUGGAACCACUUCGUUUUCAUUAACGGUUGAAGGUAUGGGUCCAUAUCCGCUCAGUGAUAGCACAAAUCUCCUGGGUCCGACAACGAGUCUGGCCGGCAGUACGACGUGUUACACCAACUAUGGCACGAACAUUCACACGCCAGUGCCGGUGCGCAAGUGUCACUACGACUACACGUACGAUCGCGACAGUUUUCGACGGCAUUCGGCGCACGGCAGGAUGUCAGGUAGCGUUAAGUGUUAAGUUGCAGUUGCUGUAACUUUACAACUAAGUAACAAACAACAACAACAAACGCAACACAAUUACAACAAAUACUGGUGUCACUGCAAAAUGAAAAGAUUUGAACUCCAGCAGCAGCAAAGAAGUCCCAAUGCACACCACACAAAAGAGCACACACACACACUAAAACAGAG